Messenger RNA from Megalops cyprinoides (Indo-Pacific tarpon), 3592 nucleotides. RefSeq lists its product as uncharacterized. The record is from RefSeq and is a predicted model, not a curated record. Gene Ontology annotation, biological process: homologous chromosome pairing at meiosis; regulation of double-strand break repair via homologous recombination; synaptonemal complex assembly. NCBI's taxonomy places the organism in Eukaryota, Metazoa, Chordata, Actinopteri, Elopiformes, Megalopidae. The coding region runs from base 33 to 3470 and encodes 1145 amino acids. Gene Ontology annotation, cellular component: nucleus. The transcript has 3 exons.
CAAUUCAGGAGGAAGACGGUUUUACAAAAUGUAUGGCAUUGGAAGGCUCUAUUAUCAGUGCCUCAGACACUGAUAACAAACCACAUAGUGAUGAAGACCAGCUUCAGAACAGAGAGCAUCCUCAAGAGAUCCUCAGUUGCUGCAAUUUUGAUAAAGACAAUUCGCUUCUCUCAACAAAUUGCAGCAACACGGAGUGUAUGGAUUCAAACCAAGAGGACUUAACACUGAACAUGAAAUACCAAAAUGAGGGUACAUCAAAGGAACAUACAUAUACCAUCACAUCAUGUGGAGACACUGCUGUUGAGUCAUUCACGUAUGAAAAGGAUGACAAUUCUGGACUCCCUGAAAAUCAGCAAAGGGAACCAGAGGCGGAAAGAGACACAGCAAAAGCUGUGGAAGACACAAAAAGUGAUGAUACCCCAACUUCCACCAAGGACAAUAUAUUAGGUUGUGAAAACAUAAAUGCCCCAGUUGACACAGUUCCAGAAAUGUCCUGUGACAGCAAUUGUGGAAAAGCAGUUGGUUGUCUUGCACAAGUAGAAACAGGUAAUGGUCUGAAAAGCACAUUUACAAAUGGAGAAGCGGAAGCAGUAAAUACUGUCACACUAAAGGAAACAGACAACCGUUCCCACCUGCAAGAGCAUAAAGGGAAUAAUGGUACACCCACCAAAGAGCUCAGACUCAUCACUAAAUUAAAGAAUUACUUGACAAGAUUUGAGUCUUCAAUAAAUGUACCAGAGCAAAAUAACUCUGAAUUUGUUGGUGAAUAUAGAAAUGUAGAUACACAGCCACUGAUUACAGAAACUGGCCCAAGAGACCAGGCAGUAAAUGAACAGCAAGAACCUAGAUCAGAUCCACAAGUUAGGGCGGAAUUCCCUCAAACCAAUCAUCAAAAUGGUAGCUUCACAUCCAAAUCAAACGAAGAAAACUGUAGCUUUUUGCAUUCCUCAACAAUGACUGAAGAAGAGGCUGGCAAAGGUCAUAAUCAAACAGAGGAAAUGACUACAGUGUUGCUGCCAGUUCUGACUUUGACAAGAAUGCAUCAUGCCAGUGAAGACCUGUCAAAUAGCAGAGGUGCAAAUCACGCCAAUUUAAGAUCAGAUGAACAUCAGAACUGUGAUAGAACCAUUGGAGCAACACUGGAUGAGACAGUUACAUUGGAAUCAAGUUUAAAGCAUAAUAAUCAUCCUGGAUACCAAGCUCCCUGGAAUGACAGCCAGAGAGUCCAUUCUGAGAUCUCUGCACAGAUUCCUGACACAUCUUAUUUCAUGAGGAAUCCCAGCUAUCGUUCAGAAGAACAACAAAGUAGCAACACCUACUCCUAUGAAACUAGCCAAACAGAAAAAAUAAUUGUUCUACACAAUCCGUGGGCAACUAAACCAAACGGGAACACUAAUCACCAGAGCAAAAGCGAUCCAAAAUGUAACACUACAUCCUUUCACAGAGACUACAGUGUGGGUGAUAUCUCCAGCACUCUAAAGGAGGCUGACUUUGCAGAUUCCUUGAAUGAACUUAAUCUGGUGAGAUCCAAAUGUGAAGAGAUGCUCAACUACUUCAUCUCUGCCUUUGAGAGGGACCAAAAUAUUGACUUCAACACAGCUGUCGUUUCAAGAGAUGCUGUCAUGGAGAGAUACCUAAAGCAUCCUCCAGCACCUGUAGAUCUGAAGUAUGAAGCGCUGAAUUCAUUUUUAGAGCUGCAGAUGAUGAUGGAAGCUAUGCAGUUUGUAGAGAACAAAAUGAGAUUCAUUAGUGGAGAGCCGACCUUCAGGACAUUGCUUUGGUAUGAUCCCUCUUUGAAGGGGGAGCUUUAUAAAGGGAAGGCUGGAUGCCAGCAGCAGUCAUCUUUGUACUCAUCCCUCCACGAGAAUAAUGCCUGUGAGAGCUACAGCAGAUUGCAUCAGUACUUUUCACAUAUUCCCACUUUAACACAUCCGCAUCAAAUUUCCUCAGACACAUCUCACUAUAUGUAUCUCAAGAACAAGAGGGAGAAACUAGAGAUCCAGGUGGCGUUGCAAAAUUUUGCAGAUUUGGAGAGCUUCUUUCUGUCUUUACCUGUGUCUUGCAUUAUUAACUUUGGAGACACCUUAGAGGAUUUGGAAACGCUCCAGAAGCGUGUCAUUUCAUUCACAGAGGUUCAUUCUAGCCAGCUGCAAGGGCCAUUUGAUAUCGGGAAGGCUGAGCACCUGCUGAUCAUGCACAGGUUUAUUUCUGAGAAAAUUAACUAUUUGUUGAGUUGCAAAGUAGUAGAUGACAAAGUGUCCUGGUUUGGCCUAGAGCAUCUUCAGCAUGAUGCUUCAAAGAUGCUGGUGUGGAAGACCCAAAAAACUCAGGUGCCCUAUAGAUUACUAACAAAGUGUAAUGAUGCACAGCGGCAAACAGUUAUAAGAGAAGACGGGGCUGCUAUUUUGCCUUUAAAAAGAAAAUCUGUGACUGAAGCUGGGAUCCCUACUCAGAAAAAAAGGGUGGCUGUUAAAGACCGCAAAUCAGUUCUGCGAGGGAAUGCCAAGAAGAGGCAGAACUGUGCACAGACCAAAUAUUAUGAAAAUGUCUCAGUGAAAAAGGACCUCUCUUCAAGCAUGUCAAGGUCUGGGAAUAUUGUGAAGCCUUCUGCCAAACGUGCAGAGACCCCAGGAUCCCUUUUCCAUAUUGGGGCUCGAAGCGGUGACAGCAGCACCCAAUACCAACCAAUGACUUGGGCAACUUUCAUGGCAGCCCACAACAAGCCUGACCAUAACCCUUCACAUGUGCACAAAGAAAUACCAAGAACUUGGCCACUCAUACCUUCUGAACACUGCACAAGUACCUGGACUGAAAUGCCAUGUGACAGACAGAAUCUGGAGUGGAAUCCAUCUGCAUCUUUCUUGCCUCACACAUUUAAGCCCUCAAUUCUGAAGUCCCAUCUUGAGGCAACACCCCACUUGCACACUAAUCAGAGUGUGACUGCCACCUACUCCCCGCUGAAGGUGCCUGCUGUGAGGAGUGGGGGAGAAAGCCACCUGGCCUCGCAACAGCAGUGGCAUCCAAGCUGGAGCCAUAAGGACACACAGGAGUGGAGCCCGAGCAGUAAGCACCCCUGGAGCAGCGUAUGGGGCGAAAGCGAACCAGCCCUCGGGUUGCUUCCCUUCAGUGGGGAUUAUCUGAAUCCGCAAAACCACUGGGAUCCUGCCCUUUUCUCUUCUCUGUCUCCACUCCAGCCGCCUCUAACAUUUCCCUCACAGGGCAGUCCUGCACCACAGUCCCUCUGUGCCCACUCCCCAUUCCAAGCCACUACAAAACCCGCCCCUUUGUUGUACAAACCCAAAGCUUUGAGCUACCCCUACUUCCUCUGGAAUCAACACACCCACACCACUGCUAGUCCUGCAUUGGUUCCCGCCCCACACCUUAAUGGAACCAGUUUUCAUCCUUACCCAGAAAGGCCCAGGGCUAAUUUGUGCCUAUCAGAUAUGACUCAACACAGACAUGACCUCUGAAACCAUCAAGAGCAGGUGUUUAUAUGUAGAAAGAAGAAAAGCUAAAUAAAGAGGAAAUGGAUACCACAGCCUUGUUUUGCAUACUGUUUGCAUUGUAUUGUAUCAGCCAUAAAACACAAUGC